AUGUACCAUCCCGAAAGGACACAGAAUUAUACUUACGUCCUGGGAUAUGGUGUGAUUAAAUAUGUCCCUGUGCCAUCUUUAUUCUUAGUGGAGAACAAAAAUGAUUACCUUGAUAAAUGUUAUGACCACAUUAACAACAGUACAUACGCACGCCUCAAACGAGAUCCAACAGAAACUAUCAAGCGUGACACAAGGAAUACCUUGAUACGUUUAAAUAAAAACGACAGCAUUGAUGAUAGGUUUUAUUACAAGCUUAGGCUUUCAGACACUCCACCGUCUCGAUUCUAUGGUCUUCCUAAAAUACAUAAACCUGGAAUUCCUAUACGCCCAAUCGUGUCGUCAAUUACACAAAGAGUGAUCACUGUAAAAACUCGAAAGAGUUUUCGGAAUUUAUCAGAAACAUACGGAUCGAGGACGACGAUGGUAUCAUUUGACGUUACUUCACUGCACACAAAUGUACCGAUAAAGGACACAUUAUAUAUCAUCAGGGAAUUACUGCUAAAUGAUGAUGAGUAUGAGCACAAAACACACAUCCCUAUUGACAAACUAAUGUUGUUGUUCCAAAUUGUACUUACAAAAACAUGGUAUUUAUUUGACGGUAAAUUCUUUACGCAAACUGACGGUGUGGCUAUGCGUGGCCCAACAUCCUUUGUGGUAGCUGAAAUAUAUAUGCAGGCUCAUGAGACUACAGCUUUAACAACUGCAGAUCACGUUCCGAGAGUUUGGAAAAGAUUUGUGGAUGACGUCUUUUUAAUAAUAAAAAGAGCACAUCUAGACGUAUUUCAUGAACAUAUCAAUAAUUUGCACCCGAAGAUUCAAUUUACAAUUGAACAUGAGAAGAACGGUAAGCUUCCUUUCUUAGACAUUCUAGUGUCUCGCAACGGUGGUAACUUAUCAGUAUCAGUAUACCACAAACCAACUCAUACUGAUCAAUAUCUCAACUACACAUCUAAUCACCAAAUGUCCUGCAAAGAAAGUGUAGUGUCCUUAUUACUGGACAGAGCAGUCAAUGUAGUCAGUGGAGAGAAUAACCGAAAGAAAGAGUUAUCUCAUAUAAACAACGCCUUACUUGCAAAUGGGUACUCGAGACAGACCAUUAGAGAAAAAUCAUGA
Molecule: messenger RNA, 1113 nt
Organism: Hydractinia symbiolongicarpus
Lineage: Eukaryota; Metazoa; Cnidaria; Hydrozoa; Anthoathecata; Hydractiniidae
Exons: 3
Coding region: 1-1113 (370 amino acids)
Source: RefSeq, a predicted model, not a curated record